Messenger RNA from Haliotis rubra (blacklip abalone), 690 nucleotides. RefSeq lists its product as uncharacterized. The annotation marks the transcript as partial. NCBI's taxonomy places the organism in Eukaryota, Metazoa, Mollusca, Gastropoda, Lepetellida, Haliotidae. The transcript is spliced from 6 exons. The record is from RefSeq and is a predicted model, not a curated record.
AACCUGUCCACAUGUAGGCGCCGUCCUGGGAAAUAUUGCAAUGAAGAUGAACAAGGACAUGAGAAAGGUGAAGGUGACUUGUCCAGGAACAACACACAAGUGCAAGUCCGUGAAAGUGAAGAAAACGGCCGAGAAAGUUUGAAGAAGAAACAACAUCCUCUGCCAUGUCUUCCACGUCUGCCGGAAUUUUCUUUUGCGAAUGAUGCAAGUUCUGAUACCGACUGCGAGAGUCAUGCAAGGGUCCCAAGUAACACGCAGCCUGAUGAACCAACAAGUUCUUCCACAGCGACGCAUUUUCCCUCCUUUCAAACUCCAAUCAAGAGGUCUAUCACUUCAAAUUACACUAAUCCAAGAGUGCCGAACAAAACAACAAUUCGACCUAGUCCAAGUAUGAUGAGGGAUGCUGGAAAUGUAACACUUCCAAUUGACCCCCUUGAAAGAGAUCGCAUACUAUUCUCAACCUUGCUAACAAUCAAGGCCAUGGUAAGAAACAAUAGCAUUGCCAUCCAAAGACUGUCGGAGCAGGCCGACAAGAACCGAAGUCAAGGGGAGGUGGAAGAAUCAAUCGACAACUUUGGCUUCCCCUUCCAAACCAUGGAUCAGGUCCGACAGGUUGAAAACAUUUUGGAGGACAAAACAAAGUUCAAACUUCUGGUGAGGAAAAAGCACAUUUUCAAAGAACACAAAUGA